Molecule: messenger RNA, 513 nt
Organism: Malus domestica (apple)
Lineage: Eukaryota; Viridiplantae; Streptophyta; Magnoliopsida; Rosales; Rosaceae
Product: homeobox-leucine zipper protein ATHB-52-like
Biological process (GO): positive regulation of DNA-templated transcription
Cellular component (GO): nucleus
Molecular function (GO): sequence-specific DNA binding; DNA-binding transcription factor activity, RNA polymerase II-specific
Source: RefSeq, a predicted model, not a curated record
AUGGAUUUUUUCCAGACCUCAAACCACAAAAACCAAUUCCAACACAACAAAAAGAGGCUAACCCAAGACCAAGUGAAGCUCCUAGAGCGAAGCUUUGCCUCCAACAAGAAGCUUGAACCAGAGCGCAAGCUUCUGCUGGCCAAGCAGCUCGCAAUCCCACCGAGACAGGUUGCGAUUUGGUACCAGAACAAGCGCGCGCGGUGGAAGACGCAGAGCCUUGAGCUCAACUACAAUGCAAUCCAAGCGAAGCUGGAAAGUGCCCUAGCUGAAAAGAGGAGGCUUGAGAAAGAUGUUGAGAGGCUUAGAGGCGAGCUUAAGAGGGCUCAUGAAGUUGUGUUGGCCUUGAACCAACAAGCACAAGUGUUUCCUGCUAAUCCUGUAAUUUGUUCAGUGUUUGAUUCUUCUAAUUGUAGUGAUGAGGUUGGUGUUGGAAGUUCUAGCAUGCAGCCGCAUGGGGAUCAUGCGGUUAAGCAACUUGAGGAGCUCUAUGCUUGUUUGAUUGGCAUGCAGUGA